This is a messenger RNA of Owenia fusiformis, 4077 nucleotides long. The record is from the annotation of a GenBank genome assembly. Lineage: Eukaryota; Metazoa; Annelida; Polychaeta; Sabellida; Oweniidae.
GUGCUGUUACGUUCACCGACCCUCCAUCGGUAGCACGAAUAUAUCAAAAUGCCCAAGCAGGUGUCAUUGUGUGGGAUUUUGAUGGCUGCGAUACCACCCUUGAUUCAUGCGACACAAGAUUAAACUUCCACGUGGCCGGAGAGCAUGGUGGACGUUUUAGCAUGGACCAAAAUACAGGGGUUCUGACCACCAAAAACACCAUUACUGAUGCUCUCGGGUUUGAAUUUAGGAUCACUGUCGCAGUUUCUACCACAGCUGGACUUAACCUAAUAAAAGCUCAUCCGUUGAUUAUUAUCGUAUCAGUAUUUAACCAAUACGCUCCGAAGUUUUUUGAUCAAAACUUUAGAUGCGAGGUUUUUCGUGGUCUACCUACGGGGUCUCCAAUAUGUACAGCACGGGCAGGGGACGAAGAUGUAAUUGAUUACAACAAAAAUAUUAUCUUUAGUUUGAACUCCGAUCUUCAUCCCGGGUUGUUCCACAUUGAGAAAACCACCGGGGAUAUAACACUUCUUAAAACCUUCCCCGAGACUACCGAUAGUAUCGAAGUGACGGUUACAGCAAGGAAUGAAGGUUCUCCUCUCAGAUCUGCUUCAAUCACGAUGACAGUGACUGUGAAGAGUAUAGACAUGUGCUCAACCUCCCCAUGUGAUUCUGGAACGUGUGAACAAAUAGCAACAGCGCCCGGAUACCAAUGCUUAUGUCAGGAGGGUUACUAUGGUGACCAAUGUGAUCGUCUGAAUAUGUGUGUAUUUUUACCAUGUGAAAAUGGAGGGACAUGCAAAAAUAUUUCAUCAAGCAAAUACGAAUGUUCAUGUGCUGAUGGCUAUUUCGGCGAAAAUUGUCAAUUCCUUGAUCCCUGCGUAUCAAACCCAUGUCUCAACCUUGGGAAAUGUUCUAGCUCCUCGGCGGAUGAAUAUAACUGUGAAUGUGAAACCGGUUACUAUGGGGAUAAGUGUGAAUUCUUCAACCCAUGUUCGCUUCCUGUGUGCUUCAACAAUGCCACGUGUAUUAGUGAAAAAUCUAACACGUAUAGGUGUCGGUGUGGCUUUGGUUAUUUUGGAACUAAUUGUGCCCGCUUUGACCCCUGUUCGGCAUCCCCUUGCUUAAACGCUGGGACAUGUACUAAUCUAACAGACUCCCAGUUUCAAUGUAGCUGUGCCAUGGGCUACUAUGAUACCCUGUGUAGUGGCUUCAACCCAUGUGUCAACGACCCAUGUUUGCAUGGAGGUGUUUGUUCGAAUACAUCUAAUAAUGAGUUCAUUUGCGACUGCCCGCAAGGUUAUUAUGGUAAUGAGUGUCAGUACACAAAUAUCUGUGAGUUGGACAAUCCUUGCAAAAAUGGUGCUGAAUGUAAACAAGAUGGCGACAACAAGUACUUGUGCGUCUGCGCAGAAGGGUAUUAUGGGAAAAACUGCACCCUAUAUAACCCCUGUGUGGAGAUUCCCUGUGAACACCAAGGAGUUUGCGUGAAUACAAGCGACAAUGCGUUCAGAUGCGACUGCGUAGAGGGCUACUAUGACAAUAGAUGUAAACUCUAUAAUCCGUGUGUAUCUUUCCCUUGUCAAAAUGGUGCAUCGUGUUCCAACAAAUCUAGCACUGAAUACGAAUGCAGUUGUAAAAGUGGCUACAAUGGAAAAAAUUGUGAAAUCAAUAUUCAAGAGUGUGGCUCCAACCCAUGCCAGAACUCUGGAGUUUGCGUGGACGAUAUUAAUAAGUAUACCUGCCAGUGUACCAUAGGGUUUCUUGGCGUCCACUGUGAACAUAAAGAUACGUGCCCAUCUAUUAAAACAAGUGAUACAAAGGGUGAAUUCACGUGGCCACAAGUAGAACAUGGUGUUACUAGUACAAUCCCCUGCCCAGAUGGAGUUAUUGAUGAGUUGAUUGACGGAGCAGCUAUCAGGGCUUGUAGCAUACAAGGAAAUGUAGUAAACUGGGAGGACCCUGAUACCAGUGCGUGUAAAGAGAUCGGUGCAGCUGCAGCAGAAAAGUCCCUUAAUGCCUUAAAGGACUUAACGUCAGAUCCUAGUUCUGUGACUGCUGAACAAUUGGGACAAAUCACAAAUCUUCUAGAUAGUGUAAUAGAUUAUUCCUUGAAAGACAGGCGAGUCGGAGAAGCUGUUAUAUCCACAAUGGGUAGCUUAUUAGACGUAAAUGAGGAUGUGUUGCAGACUGGAGAUUCGUCAGAAAGAUUAGUAGGAAUGGUUGAUAAAUAUGCAUCCGGUGCAGUGAUUGAAGAUGGAGAUCCUAUUAAGAUGACCACAGAGAACCUUCAGCUAGAAGCAUCAGAAGUACCUAUUAAUAAUCAAGAUCCAAUACUCUUUAGAGCUGAACGAGCAACUGUUAUAAGCGAAAAGGACCCAUCUCUGCCAAUCAUAUCAUUACCAACUGAGGUUAUGGACGUAGCUAGAGAAGAACUAGGACAGACUUCCAAUUCAGCAAGGGUUCAGUUUGUUAGCUACAAAAACAGUAAAUUGUUUCUGGGGAAGGGUGAGAAUACUUCCCUUACUGGACCCGCGGAUCAAAGAAUGGUCAUCAGUGCAAGUGUAGAUGGUGUACAGGUGACAAAUCUGUCCACACCCCUGGAAUAUACCAUACCCAACAUUGAAGCAGGCGUGAAGAGUAUCUGCGUGUUUUGGAAUGAAAUAACACGUGAAUGGAGCACGGAUGGUGUGCUUACUGUAGAGUCUGAUGAUAAUGUUACUGUUUGCCAUAGCUUUCAUAUGACAGGGUUUUCAAUAUUGUUUGAUCCUACUCCAGGGGAGGCUAUUCCAAUUGUGCACAAAGUGGCACUCUCCAUUGUAUCUUAUAUUGGAGCAGGGAUUUCUAUGUGUGGAUUACUUCUCACAAUCAUCACAUAUUCCAUGUUCAAUCACCUCCUUCUCAACAUCACCAGGCCUACAAAAGCCUGCUGCCUUUUCAGAUGUUUGCAUGGACAUAAAGCCGGCAAGAUCCUGAUGAACCUCUGUGGCUCCAUGUUCUUGAUGAAUCUCGUGUUCGUGGUUGGGGCUGAGAGGAUUCGACUACCAUCUGUGCAUCUGUGCAUGGCUGUUGCGAUACUUCUACAUUUCUUUGUCUUAACAACCCUCAUGUGGAUGGCUGCUGAGGCUACCCAUAUGUACAAGCUUUUGAUUGCUGUGUUCGACUCGUUCGAGAGCUACUUUAUGCUCAAGAGAUGUGUCAUUUGCUACGGAAUCCCAUUUUUGCUUGUUGCGGUGACUUGUGGAGUUGGCCUGCCAAAUUAUAACAGCGAUGAUGAAUACUGUAGGCUGUCGAGUAACAACCCAUACCUUUACUAUGGGGCCUACUUCGCCCCUUGUUGUGCAAUACUACUGAUUAAUACAGUUGUAUUCAUAAUGGUAGUGACUGUUGUACUAAAACCACGAAGUCGAGGUAAGAUGAUUGAUGACGAGCCUCACGUGAGUAAAACUCAGAUCAAAGGUGCUAUAUCUGUUAUGGUUCUACUUGGCGUCACUUGGGUCUUCGGGGCUUUCGCCAUUGGCCCAGCAAAAAUUGUUUUUGAGUACUUCUUCUGCGUUUUAAAUGCUCUACAGGGAUUCUUUAUCUUCUUGUUCCGAUGUCUCCUCUAUCCUGAAGCCCAGGCGGCUUGGAGGCAACUUCUAAGGACUGGAACAUUCAAAAAGCAUAGAGGAACUCGCUCUAUUUCAAGUUCGAGCUCCAAAGUGGCGGAGACUCAUGUAAAGUCGAAGUAUAAUAAAGAUACAGUGUUUGCGUCUGGUUCAAGGGUAGUGCAUAAAACCAACAAUGUGUGGAAGCAUGAUCACGACAUACGACCACUUUCAAUGAAAUAUGGCCGACCGGAAGUAAAUAUUGACCCGGAUGUGGGACCUUUCGAGUUCAAAGAUGAAAAGGCUCGUUAUUUGUUGAAUAAUUCCAAUAGACAAAACCCAGAUCUCAUGACAAGAUUAUAAUGACAAUGUUAUAAGUAAUCGAUUAAAGUUGAACUAUGAUGUAUAUUGUCGACGUGCAACAUUGGAUUUAUAUGUGGCAUGUAUGGCUGGCUAUAGAUGUCAAAAGUAUUUAUAAUUAUUCGAUAUUGUGUUCAAAUAUAUAUUGUAA